Messenger RNA from Oldenlandia corymbosa var. corymbosa, 1986 nucleotides. NCBI's taxonomy places the organism in Eukaryota, Viridiplantae, Streptophyta, Magnoliopsida, Gentianales, Rubiaceae. The record is from the annotation of a GenBank genome assembly.
AUGAGAGCAAAACGGCCACUGCUGGAAGAGAGAAAAGGAACGGCCAAGUUGGAUUGCAGGCUCAAGACAUUGGAAGGAUUAAACAACUCCAAGCAUGGGGAGGUUCUCAUGAUGAAGACACCGGUUGCAAGGCACUAUAAAGGAGGGAACUGCACUCUCACAUGGAGAGCUCUGAAUCUCUGGUUACCCUUUUCAGUUGCUAAAAACACUCAGAAAAACUCCAGAAGGCACCAACGAAGUGAACCUGUUUUUGACCCAGAAAUUGAAGCUACCAUCCGUAGAACCAGAGCGGCAAGAAGAAGGCAGAACCGGUUGCAACAGGACAACCAGGAAGGUUCAUCUGAAAUGGCUAAUCAAGGUGGCAAUCCGGAGAACAAUAGGAACCCUGGUGGGGAUCAACAAAAUCGACCAGAAAGACUGCUUAGAGAUUUCUUCAUCCCACAGCAAGAAGAAGUCCAAUCUCCUCUAGUGUUCCCUGAUCCGAUUGAUGCAGCAAGACAGCUUGCUCGACAAUAUGACCACCAACCAUUCAAGAUGGCAAUCGAUCCAAGGGCAAAUUCAAAACAGCCGGGGAUGAUGGAACUUGAUCCCAGUACACAUCUGCAAGCUCAAAUGGCUGUUAUGAUGAAUGAAAUGACUAAGCUCAGAAGUGAGCUGUCCAAAUCCAAGGCAGAAGUAUGUGUAUUGUGUGAUGCAUCCCACAGUUUGGAUGACUGCCCUUCCAAAAUGGAAGCUGUCCAUUUGUCGACAGGCAAUGCAGGGGAUUCAACAACUUCAACAAUUGGAGAAAUCAGCAAUAGACCAACUGGAACAAUGCUCCACAACAAGGAAACUAUCAAAGGCCUGCUCAACCCCCAGGAUUCCACAGAGAAGAUGUUGGCUCAGAUUGCAAAACAAAAUGCUGAAAGACCAUCUGGGAGCCUGCCCAGUGACACAAUUGUGAACCCCAAGGGGAAUGACCAAGAACAAGCGAAGGCUGUCACUCUCCGAAGUGGAAGGCAACUCAAUCAACCAAGUGAAGAAGUCACUCCUGCGAGUGACCCUGCAGAACAGGAGCAACCCGCUGAAAAACCUGGGAUGGAAGAAAUUCAAUUCCCAGCACCAAUUAAGGAACCACAACAGCAAGCUCCGACGCCACCAUAUCCAGGUUUGUCACAAAUGCCGCCGGCAAGGAGGAAGGCUGCUGCCCGCAAAAACGCCUCCAACACAAGGAGAAGGAUAUCAUCCUCCUCAUCCUCGCCCUCUCCUGAACGGCAAAGAACACCCACUCCACUAGCAUCCCCUGCCAGAGAACCUACCCCACCGCCACCUCCACAACCACCAAGGGCGCUGCAAGAACAAGCCCUUAAUGCCAUCACAGAUGAAUGGGAGCCCAGAUUGGCAAAAGAGGGCACAAGCUGGGAGAUGGAUGAUCAAGAAAACCCUUUGGGGUUUCCAGCAAACGCGUUGCAGACGCCUAACUUAAAUCUGUGGCACCAUUUCAUCUGCUGCAAUCUGAUGCCAACAUCCUACACUGCUAAGGUCACCUACGAGAUGGCUCUGCUGCUGUAUGCCAUUGUCACGGACACACCAUUUGAUGCAGUCUCAGUUGUCCGGGAGCAACUCACCCGAUGUAUCACUGAUCCAAAGGUGAAGAGCUUGUAUUUCCCAGUUAUGGUCACCAUGCUAUGCAAAAGGGCAGGGGUGACCUUCCUGCACACAGACGCAGAGAGCAACUUGCAGCAACCAUUAAGGAUGCAUAAGCUGGACCAGAAACCCCCAGGUGCCUCAUCCGCAGGACAAACAACAUCCACUCCCACUCCAACUGGACAAUUGAGGCAGAGGGAUUUCAACAAACAGACCAGGUUCAUCCUGGAUUACGUCCACCAGUUCCAGAUGAGGACGGAGAAAUUCCUGCAGGAAAUGCACAAGUGCAUUGGAUGCCCUGAAAACUGCCCAAUGCCGCAUGAUCCGCCAGUCCACCCACUUCACGGAAUGCCUCAAUGA